Molecule: messenger RNA, 988 nt
Organism: Brassica rapa (field mustard)
Lineage: Eukaryota; Viridiplantae; Streptophyta; Magnoliopsida; Brassicales; Brassicaceae
Product: aspartyl protease family protein 1-like
Source: RefSeq, a predicted model, not a curated record
GAGAAAAAUCUAUAUUACCCUUGUUCGUCAUGUUUUUGUGUUCUUGUCUGUGUUAAUGGUGGUGAGUUGGGGAUUAGAGAGAUGUGAGGCCACUGGGAAGUUCAGCUUCGAAGUUCACCACAUGUUCUCUGAUGCUGUCAAGCAGACUCUAGGGCUUGACAAUCUUGUUCCCGAGAAGGGAAGUAUGGAGUACUUCAAGGUUUUGGCCCACCGUGACCAGUUGAUCAGGGGUCGAGGUCUUGCUUCCAACAACGAAAAGCCAUCCGUCACGUUCAUGCGGGAAACCUCACGAUUGGAGUCGACGUUCUGGGAUCGUAACGCCUCUUCUCCUCUUGGUUAACAAGAAUCAUGUUUUGAAUAUUAUUCAUGUUUAUUGAAUAUAAUUUGCUUUCAGCCUCCAUUAUGCCAAUGUCUCUGUGGGAACACCGGCUAAUUCGUGGCUCUGGACACGGGCAGCGAUUUGUUUUGGUUGCCUUGUAACUGUGGUACAACGUGUAUCCGUGACUUGAAAGAUAUUUGGACUUCCACAGGUACCUUUCUCCUCAAGAAAGCAUAUACUCUUUUUCUUUUGUUUUUUUUUAAUUCAUACUUUCUCUUAAAGUGAUAUUUUUCGUUUCUCUUCUUUUGACACAGAGUCGACCACUCAAUAUAUACAGCCCCAACGCAUCUUCUACGAGCUCAAGCAUUAGAUGCAGUGACAAGCGUUGUUUUGGAUCGAGAGGAUGUUCUUCUCCUGCAAGUAUUUGCCCUUAUCAGAUCCAGUACCUUUCUAACAACACAUUCACCAGAGGGAACUUGGUCGAGGAUGUGUUGCAUUUGGUCACAGAGGAUGAUGGUCUAGAGCCUGUUAAAGCUAAUGUCACGCUUGGGUAAGUAAUUACUUUGUUUAAUUUUUUUUUUUUUUUUUUGCAUUUUGACAUGUGUUUGGGAUGCAGUUGUGGUCAGAAUCAGACAGGUUUGUUCGGGGAAGGUAUUGCUUUGAACGGUC